Messenger RNA from Strongylus vulgaris, 507 nucleotides. The record is from the annotation of a GenBank genome assembly. NCBI's taxonomy places the organism in Eukaryota, Metazoa, Nematoda, Chromadorea, Rhabditida, Strongylidae.
AUACGUUUUGCUGUUUCGCGAGUUAUCAGCUCAGUGCAAGUACCUAAAUGUGACAAAUGCAUACCACGUGAUAUGAUCUCUACACAACGCUGUGAAUAUUUUAAGAAUACUAUGGUUUUCUUCCCCAGAUCUUCCUUAGGAAUUAAUAUCAAAUCUGUGAACAAGAAGGUCUACGUUGAAAGCACCGAUAACGGUUUUAACAGCAUUGCUCGGCGGGCCUUUUAUGUUGGCGAUGCGCUUCUGACAGUAAAUGAUGAGAAAUGCACAUCUGUAAAGAAGGCAAGUAGACUUCUGUUGGAUGCUCUCAAGACAAAAGGCAUUGCCCGGGUUCUUGUAGAAAGACCUGUCGAGCCGGCUGCUGUCGCCUUCGUUCGAGCUGUAUUGCUCGUAAACAAGGCGAAUGUAAUGGAUCCCAAAAUGCCUGACGAUGUUCUGGCUAUUUGCACGUUCCGGAGAAUUGAAGCGAAUGCGGCAGCAACGCGUACGUCCAAAGAAAUCUAUUCUUAA